This is a messenger RNA of Thermochaetoides thermophila DSM 1495, 927 nucleotides long. Its product is annotated as transferase-like protein. The transcript has 2 exons. Gene Ontology annotation, molecular function: S-methyl-5-thioadenosine phosphorylase activity. Bases 1 to 927 code for a protein of 308 amino acids. The record is from RefSeq and is a predicted model, not a curated record. Lineage: Eukaryota; Fungi; Ascomycota; Sordariomycetes; Sordariales; Chaetomiaceae. Gene Ontology annotation, cellular component: cytosol. Gene Ontology annotation, biological process: nucleoside metabolic process.
AUGACCCUCGACCUCCCAACCACCUUUGACCGCCCCGUCCACAUCGCCGUCAUCGGCGGCACCGGGCUGGGCAAGUUGGAGGGCUAUACGCCCGUGGCAGCCCUGAACCCCGAGACGCCCUGGGGCUACCCAUCCUCCCCAAUCCUGAUCCUCGAACACAACGGGCACCCCGUCGCCUUCUUGGCGCGCCACGGCCUGCACCACCAGCUGGCCCCGCACGAGGUGCCCUCCCGCGCCAACAUCGCCGCGCUGCGCUCCAUCGGCGUGCGCAGCAUCAUCGCCUUCUCGGCCGUCGGCUCCCUGCGCGAAGAAAUCAAGCCGAUGGACUUCGUAGUCCCCGACCAGAUCAUCGACCGCACCAAGGGCGUCAGGCCAUUCACUUUCUUCGAGGGCGGCGUUGUCGGGCACGUCGGUUUCGCCGACCCGUUCGAUGCAGGCCUGGCCAAGGUCGUGCAGAAGUGCGCGGAUGCCAUGCGCGGCGAUGGUGUCAGGCUGCACAUGGGCGGUGUCGUGGUGUGCAUGGAGGGCCCGCAGUUCAGCACGCGCGCUGAGAGUAACCUGUAUCGUAGCUGGGGAGGGUCGGUGAUCAACAUGAGCGCGCUGCCGGAGGCGAAGCUCGCGCGUGAGGCAGAGAUCGCUUACCAGAUGAUUUGCAUGGCGACGGACUAUGACUGCUGGCAUGAGAGCGAGGAUGUUGACGUGGCUAUGGUCAUGAAGUACAUGGCUGCCAACAGCCAGAAUGCCAAGCAUCUCGUCGCUGCCGUGCUGGAUGAGCUGCUCAAGCAGGAGAACAGCGAUUUGGUGCUGGCCAAGCACUGGGAAGGCAGCGCCCAGGGUGCCGUCAAGUUCAUGACUAAGCCUGAGGGCCGUAACCCCGAGGCGAUGAAGAGGAUCGAGUAUCUGUUCCCUGGCUUCUGGAAUGAGUAA